This is a messenger RNA of Apodemus sylvaticus (European woodmouse), 1550 nucleotides long. It is a transcript of the gene Prr15, whose product is annotated as proline rich 15. The record is from RefSeq and is a predicted model, not a curated record. Lineage: Eukaryota; Metazoa; Chordata; Mammalia; Rodentia; Muridae. The coding region runs from base 586 to 966 and encodes 126 amino acids. The transcript has 2 exons.
CUCAGUUUUGGUGUCUUCAGGCCUUUGGCCAGUCACCAGCAGGUGGGCAGAUGUCUCAGCCCUGGAAAGGCGAAUGCGCCGGAGUCAGCAGCCCCGGUCCUAUCUAGCUGCAGGCGGAGAGGGAGCGGAGUGAACGGGAAGAAAGGACGCACCCCAGAAUGUGAGACUCCCACCGGGAAAGGCUGACUGAGCUCGCCCUGGGACGGCGGAUCUGACAGCCCCUACCACCUGAGCUGACUGACCUGCCAAGUCCAGGUUGAUCCCACAGUGUGCGAGAGUCAGGGGUGUUGGACGAGAUCAGCAACGAUUCCUGCAUCUCUCCUAGUCAGCGACAAGGGACUCUGCGACUAAGCUUCAGGCACCCGAGACGCCUCUCACCGCUCUAGAGAGCACCGGCGCGGCGAGGUGCCGCAGUGGCCCUGAAAGCCCCUGCAGGGUGCUCCCUCAACUCCCAACUAGCAAACCUGCGUGGGAGAAGCCUGGAAGGGCUGGAGUGAACAGUCGGAGACCACGGAAAAGAGAAGAGACGUCCUGGCCCAGGCCCUACCCGACGCGGGCUGCCCGGGAUCGCCCGGCCUACGGGCCAUGGCAGACAGUGGCAGCUCCACCAGCAGCUCCAGCCCCUGGUGGAAAUCGCUGACCAGGAAGAAAAGCAAGGAGGUCACGGUGGGGGUGCAGCCUCAGGUUCAGUCAGAGACUGGCCAGGAUCCCUCACCACCUUACUCAGAUCGGACUAACAGCUCACAGGAAAAUCAGCACUCCAAUGUCCUUGGGGACUCCGGAGAGCCCCUCAGGCCAGAUAAGUUGUGUGAGGAGAAAUCAGGCAACAGCCGGCGCAAUUUGAAGAUCUCACGCUCUGGCAGAUUUAAGGAGAAGAGGAAAAUGCGCGCCACACUGCUCCCUGAAGGAGACAGAUCUCCCGAGGAAGCUGACUUCCCAGAUGACCCCCAGGAGGACAAGCAAUAGCCUAAGCAAGCAGCCAGGGUUGUCUCUUUGCAGAGAGAGACACACACUAGUAGACACCCCUAGACCUAGUACUUGGUGCCUGCCUCACCCAAGUUCAGAAUAUGCAAUUGACCAAGGCCUUCAAGAUUGACUAUUUUAUAGAAAGUGAAGUGUCAGCUGAGUCUUCAAUAUUCCAUGACUCAGGGACUGAGUAAGUAUUUUUUUUUUUUUUUUUUUUGUGGGAAGGACAGAUGUCUACUGCCGAGGAAGUUGGCUUUUACGAAAGUUGCUCUGAGGUGUCGCUAUUGUUUCUGUCACCUAUGGGAAUGGCAAAGCUGGAUUGGUAUUUCAGAGGCAAUAAGUAGAUGACCCACCUCUCCAGCAUCUCAAAUGAAGAAGCCAUGCUCUUACUGAGGACUCUGGAGAGCAAAUGAAGCACUGCUUUUAAUGGCUGAGAAAUGCACUUUAGGGUAACACCCUAGAUUUAUUCCUAUGUGAAGGGAUGGGUGGAUCCUCCCAGGUAGAGGCACUGAAAAGUAAUAUUGCUUUAAGUGAGGACUCCAGGGCUGUAUACCUGUUUAGUGUGCACUAUUAAAACUGUUGAA